Molecule: messenger RNA, 1052 nt
Organism: Suillus subalutaceus
Lineage: Eukaryota; Fungi; Basidiomycota; Agaricomycetes; Boletales; Suillaceae
Exons: 2
Coding region: 113-1006 (297 amino acids)
Source: RefSeq, a predicted model, not a curated record
ACCUAUUCGUCUCGAACGUGACCUUACGUGGCAUGGCCCUUUGUGGUACCUUGUCUACGACGUAUACAAGGAAGAUAUGUUCAGUCGAUAGCAAUCCUCGGUUCCCUUCGCCAUGCCCCCACUAACUGGUAAUGUUAACGUAGCUAUUCACAUCACUUCCAGCAUUAUUGGCGAGGUAACAAUUUCAACAAAUUCCAGCACAGCAACAACUACGACAAGCACCGAACACGCUACACCAAUCUCCAUCCCAGCAGCCGUCGGCGGUACUGCCGCGGGAAUAGCGCUUGCGGUUGCAGUGGUGGUGGGAUGGAGAUGGUGGUCAUCGAUCGUUAGACAAGCGAACAAAAAGUGCCGCUCGCCAAGGCAAAAUGUUCUCAGGAGACAUGACAGAACUACUCCGAACAAACCAAACGAGGAAGGCUGUGGCCCCUCGAGCAGUACGGAUGGCACUGGGUGCUCAUACGGGAAAAAGAGUUUUUCAGAUUCAUCGCCAAACACAAUAGGCACUACAUCAUCCCACACAACUCCCGUUCAGCCUUCCUCGAGUAUGGCUGCACUGUUACCAGCACCCCCAAUAAAACCCCCACGGAAUCCAGCUCGUGCUCUGCGACGUCCUUCGGGUCAACUCAAGGAGAGCCUCGCGCGUGGAAGCAGGUCAUCAUUUGCCCGGUCGUCGAACAGGUUGUCUUAUAAAUCAACCAUCAGCACUGCUUCAAUGUAUUCUACCCAGACUGAUGAGGAACAACACUUACGCGUGCCCGCAGCUGUCAUAACAGCAGCCUUGGGUGGCCCUCGACACCUUUCAAGAUUUGGUCAUAGCUCCGAGCCCUACACCAUUGGUGAAGAGCAGACAGAUACAGUAGUUCCUAGCUCAAGCCUGCGGGACUCUGCGCACAUUACCCAAUUACAUCGGGUGUCAAAUAUUAGUGCUGGGUCAUUGUGCCUUCAGCAGGGUGAACUGACAGCGGAUUCAAUUGGAGUGGCAUAUGGCGGUGAAGAGCCGUGAUGAACUAUGAAAGGCUCACGGCUGGGGGGCUAUUUCCAGAGGACGA